GGAGAAGAGACAGGCAGAGCAGAUGUGGGGACCAUCUGGGAAGAUGGAAGUUAAGUUCUCUGAGGAGGAAAGAUCUCCUUCAGAGGAAGGGCAGAGGGCUCAGGCCCAGGAGCGUGGCCAAGAUGGCCUCUCACGUGGCAGUGGACCGAUGGUGUUCAGCCGUCGUCUUGGCAGAAGUGUGGAAGCAGCUGCUGUAACUCCAAUCCAGCGUCCCUUUUCCUUUGAGGAGGUGGCCGUGUAUUUCACCGAGGCAGAGUGGGCACUCUUGGAUCCGGGCCAAAGAGCUCUCCACAGGGAAGUCAUGCUGGAGAACUAUGGGAGUGUGGCCUUUCUGGGACCCCUCCUGGAGGAGGCAGGGCGCUUCCGAGGAGCUCCAAGGACUCCACCAACAGCACAUCCCUCACCAGAGUCGCAUCCUUCCGUUGAAGAGAAAGGGCCAGGAAGGAUGCAGUUCUGCUUAGACUUGCCCUCGAAGCCGCCGGUCAGUGAGCAGACACGCAGCCAGGCCCUGCCAUGUUUACUCAGAGAUGCACACCUCAGCGACACCUGCCCUUUGCCCAGGGACUCUCGGGCCUCCAAUCGGCCUCUCUUGGGCCAAGCUGCGGUGCUGCCGCCACCCCUGCUGGUCGUGUCUUCAACGGGCCGCCGAAAGAGGACCCAUUUUGCUGCUUCUCAGCUGGCGCGGCUGGAGGAGGUCUUCCGGGAGAACCAAUACCCCGACGUCUCAGCGCGGGAGAAGCUGGCGCAUCAGACCGGCUUGUCCGAGGCCAGGAUCCAGGUAUGGUUCCAGAAUCGCCGGGCCAAGAGUCGUCGUCUGGCGAUCCCACCCAAACAGGCAGGGGCCCACGGGCCUUCCCACGUGUCCAGUGGUACUGCCAGCUGUGCCGCAGUAGAGCCUGCAGCAGACAGGCGGGGUCCUCUUUCCAUGCAGCAGCAGCAGCAGUGGCACUUUCCUCCGCCUUUGGUGCCAGCCAGCACUUCUGUCACCGCUCAGCCUGCCUGCCACACACCCCUAGCCGGGAGAGACGAGGGUUCCCACCGGCUCAGUUAUAUGCUUUCAGGAUGGGGGCCCCCCAAAGAGGACAGCGGUCUGAUCCCACACCGGACUGUUCAGAAGACUACCUGGAUGAAUGAUUAGCACUUCAAUGACUGGGCAGUAACAAAAUAAAGUCAUUUCUGUUUUGCUGGGGUUGCUAGCUCCAGGAAAUUCCUGAAGAUUUUGAGAUGGAAUCUGAGGAGGGCAGGGUUUGUGGAGGGGAGAGCCCUCAGCUGUAUAUGAUGUCAUAGUGUCGAGAGUUUAUUAAUAAUAUUGCAGAGUAAAAUAAUAACGCAGCCCACAACAUGUGACUUAAGUAAAAGAAAGUUUACUAAAGAAAACAUAGGAAGGGUACAUAAGUGAAAAAGAAAACAAUAAAGAAUCCUAUCAGACUAUUCUUCUAUUAGACUUCUGUUAGAGCCGGAAAAACGUGAAACCCAGCCCAUUGGUUCAAAGCUCAACUAACUUAAGUAUUAGCAUGCAUCAACACAAACAGGUUAACUGUUUCAUGAAAGAAGGAAGUGAACUUCCACAUAUCCCAACACAGCCCUUCUGAAGUUCAUGCACUGAAGUCAUAAAGGUUCAGUUUCUUGCGAAGGUAUUCAAACCUCCCUCUGGUAAGUGGUUUGGUUAAUAUGUCAGCCACCAUCUCUUCAGUUGGAUGAUAUUCAGCUUCAGUCGGUCCCUGUCGUUGCAUCUGUCUUACAGAAUAAAA
Messenger RNA from Gekko japonicus, 1751 nucleotides. It is a transcript of the gene MIXL1, whose product is annotated as Mix paired-like homeobox. The coding region runs from base 23 to 1138 and encodes 371 amino acids. Gene Ontology annotation, molecular function: DNA binding; DNA-binding transcription factor activity, RNA polymerase II-specific. The record is from RefSeq and is a predicted model, not a curated record. The transcript has 7 exons. Gene Ontology annotation, biological process: regulation of DNA-templated transcription. NCBI's taxonomy places the organism in Eukaryota, Metazoa, Chordata, Lepidosauria, Squamata, Gekkonidae.